CAACUAAUCAAAUUUCCUCUCUCUCUCUCACACACACACACACACUGCCGUCUUCUUCCUAGCUCCUCCUACUGUACCCUGGUCAAAGAAAAGUAAAGCCACCACCUUUUUCUUUUCUUUGUAGCCAAUCAAAGCAAGCUAGCCUCCCAAAUUCACUAACCUUUUUAUCCCUUAGCUUUUUGGGUAUUUAGAUAUUUAUUUUCUAUCUAUUUCAUAUCAUUCACACUUCUGUGUAAUAAUUUUGUGCUGCAAAUUUCUUUCCAUUAUUUUGCUGAUUUAAGUAAUCUUAGAGAAUAUAUAUAUAUAUAUAUAUUAUGGGGGAAAUGUUUGAGUGGUGGGGGGAGUGUUGUGAUUGUGCAUCAGAAUUUCUGGAGGAACAACAAUAUCCUUUCUCUCUGCCUUCACCACUUCCACAGUGGCCAAAAGGUCAAGAUUUUGGUACUGGCAAAAUAUGUCUUGGAGAAUUGGAAGUUGUUCAAAUCACUACAUUCGAAAAAAUAUGGAGUUGCACCCCAUUACUCGGUAAAUCCAACGGUGUCACAUUUUACAAACCCGUAAAAAUUCCAAACGGAUAUUUCACUCUUGGCCACCAUUGUCAGCCAACCAAUCGAAAAUCGAGUGGCUAUCUUCUCGUUGCCAAAAGCAUAUCCACCGUAGAUUCCUCAUCAAAUUCCCCACCUCUCCAAAAGCCUCUAAGCUACACUCUAAUCUUUAGCUCAAAAUCUCGUAAAAAUGGAAGUGGUUAUAUUUGGCUCCCGAAUCCACCGACAGGUUAUAAAUCAGCGGGAUUUAUUGUUUCCAACGAGCCAAACGAGCCUGAUCUUGAAGAAGUAAGAUGUGUUCGUUCCAAUCUUACAGAGAGUUGUGAAGUUGAUGAAAUCAUAUUUGAUAGAAACUCUCUCUUCUCAAAGAGUCGAUUUUACGUUUGGAAUACGAGGCCAUGCGAACGAGGUAUGCUUUGCAAAGGUGUUCCUAUUGGUACAUUCUUUUGCAGUAGAGACAAGAGUGAUGAAGACAGCAGCCUAAGUAUUGCUUGUCUGAAAAACGUCGAUUCUUCGUAUGCUGCAAUGCCGAAUGUAGACCAGAUUCAUGCGCUCGUUCAGCACUACGGGCCCACGAUUUACUUCCACCCCGACGAAGCUUACUUCCCUUCUUCGGUUUCUUGGUUCUUCAAAAAUGGAGCUCUUUUGUACAAAGAAGAGGAUGGGGAUAAUAAUAAUAACAAUAAUGGAUUAGCUAUCGAUUCUAACGGGUCUAAUUUACCAUGUGGAGGAAAAAACGAUGGAGAAUUCUGGCUCGAUUUGCCUAAAGAAGACGAGAAAAGAGACUACGUAAAACGUGGUAAUAUCGAAACUGCAGAGGUUUAUGUACAUGUAAAACCGUCUUCGGGUGGAACUUUCACCGAUAUUUCCAUGUGGAUAUUCUGCCCAUUUAAUGGUCCAUCCACAAUUAAAGCUGGACCGUUGGAUUACGCUUUCGACAAAAUAGGUCAACAUGUUGGAGAUUGGGAGCAUUACACUCUCCGUUUGAGCAACUUCAACGGAGAGCUUUUCUGCGUGUAUUUUUCCGAGCACAGUGGCGGUGAAUGGGUGGAUGCAUCGGAGUUGGAGUUUAUUAAUGGAAAUAAGUUCAUUGUUUACGCAUCGAAAAGCGGGCAUGCGAGUUUUCCUCACGAGGGUUGCUAUAUACAGGGCUCGGAGAAACUUGGGAUUGGAGCGAGAAAUGAUUGUGCUAAGAGCGAAUACUCGGUAGAUUCUUCUAGAAAGUAUUGUGUGGUGGCUGCUGAGUAUAUUGGAGAUGGAAUAACGGAGCCUCGUUGGUUGCAGUACAUGAGAGAAUGGGGCCCCACGGUUGUUUAUAAAUCGGGAUCGGAGAUUGAUAAGAUAAUGAAAAACCUUCCGUUUUUUAUAAGGUUUUCGUUGGAGAAUCUUGUGGAGUUGUUUCCUACGGAGAUUUAUGGAGAGGAAGGUCCGACGGGGCCCAAGGAGAAGGAUAAUUGGUUGGGAGACGAACGGUGUUAGAAUGCUGUUAUAUAUAUAUACAUAUAAAAUGUGCUUGUAACAUAUAUUAUUGUAGAAGAUGGUAAAAACUAGUAUUGCAUGCUUUGGCAUUGUGUGUAAAAUGAGUGAUCAAGAUCUUUGUAUGUAUUUGCCACUAUUGGAUCAUGUAUAGUAAUGUAUUACCCA
Molecule: messenger RNA, 2186 nt
Organism: Erythranthe guttata (spotted monkey flower)
Lineage: Eukaryota; Viridiplantae; Streptophyta; Magnoliopsida; Lamiales; Phrymaceae
Source: RefSeq, a predicted model, not a curated record